Dinoponera quadriceps is the source of this 4413-nucleotide messenger RNA. Its product is annotated as transcriptional regulator ATRX-like. The transcript is spliced from 4 exons. The record is from RefSeq and is a predicted model, not a curated record. Gene Ontology annotation, cellular component: nucleus. Gene Ontology annotation, molecular function: zinc ion binding. Lineage: Eukaryota; Metazoa; Arthropoda; Insecta; Hymenoptera; Formicidae. Bases 790 to 4254 code for a protein of 1154 amino acids.
CACAUAUAUGGGUAAAAUUCACGUAUAAUUUUAUAUAAUUGCAUACAAUCAUAUAUAAUCAUAUUCUCCCGGUCGUGUACACCAGUUCUAACACUUCGUUUUCCUAUCUCUCUCGUUGUCUCCGUUAGACCAGCAGCAUAUUGUUUGUUUCUCGCCCUGGAUUGCUCGCCGAAUGGAAAUACUGCGUUCUGAUUGGCGCAUUUUGAGAAUGGAAAUGAAAAUACACGGUAACGCGGUAUUUCUAUCCGGCAAGUAAUCAGGCACGAAAAGCAAGCAAGCCUCUGUGUGUCGCCGAUUUUAAUUGGUCGAUGUCGAAACUCGAGCACGCCUCGCUGUACACCGCCAGUCGGCAGAAUGGGGGGUAGUAAAACGCUUUUCAUCGCUGCGCUUUGAGUCGCAGCUUUAUAGAUUUUCGGUACCUGUUGGUAUCGGAACGCAAUCCUCGAAGUCCUCGCGAACACGUCGCCAUUAUCUCCUCUUCCCUUCUGCCGGUUCAAAUUUAAUUGAACAUCGCUGUCCGAGCGAUGUAUCGACGAGAGAGGGUAUCGACGCGCCAUAUUCGAUAUAUCGCAAUGGCUCCGCCAUUUUGUCGGUCUGCCGGAUUACCGCCAAUUUAUCAAGUAACACGGCGUCAGUUCGGUAGUGGUGAGCAACUGUGACUUGUAUAUCAACGCGGUGUCCACGAUCGGCCGUGGGAGGUUCUCGCGGAGCAACGCGUGCGAGUCUCUGGUCCUCCCGUCGCGCUCCUGGAGCGUCUGUCGCGCGUCUGUUACGUCAUUGCGCGUCGCUAUGUCCCGGUGCUGCUGUUUCCUGUGCGCGAGCGACGAGGGUGUCUUCCUGGAAAUCACGCCGGACAGCGUGCGUGCGGCAUUCGGCGGUCAGCUCGAGGCCUGUUUGUCGAAGAAGGUCAACAAAACCAUUAAGUUGUCCAACAAGAUAUGCUAUAAGUGUGCAUACGAGUUAGAUCAGUGCGCUAAGUUUCUGCAGAAGAGCAAGAAAUCGUACGAUGUUGCGAAAUCGCCAAAGGCCAAGGCACCAGUGCCCCAUUGCUCUUUGUGCUGCGAGUCCAUAGAAAGUGUUCACAUUUUCGACAUCACCGAGGACAACCGUUCGGUAUUCAGCCCUUUACAGAAGAUUCGUCGCAUUUUUAGCGAAGAUCUCGCCAAGAAGGUCAAUAUUUCAAAACUAGUGUGUCUCGUGUGUCGAUAUAACUUGGAUGUUUUGUACGAUCUGAAAAAGCUACACGAACAGAGUGUCGACAAUCUAGAGGCUUUACUAAAAAAGGAAUUAGAUUAUUCAGGUUUUCCCAAGGUAUAUACAGAUGUCGUGAAUCGCAAAACGACUAUUACCACAUUUCCGGAUACGACGGUACAUGAACUAAUAAGCUCUGACAGCGAGUGCAGCGAGUACAGCGAUAUGGCGCGUGGGAAGAAACGUGGCAGGCCGCGUGGUAGACCGCGUGGUAGGGCACGCAGCAAGGCCGCGCCUUUGAAAAACGGUGCUUCAACCGCGAAGUCGCAAGGGAAGUACCGCAAUUGCGAACAGUGUUGCAACCCUGUCGCGAACGACAUGGAUAUGUACAGAGUUCACAGCACAGGCCAGAUCCUGUGCAAAAGUUGUUGGACAACGAGGGACCCGAGCAAGAGCACGGGGAAAAGACAGACGUUCAGCCUGUCGGGGACAAAAUUGUGCACGGUUUAUCUAACGGACGUGCUGGACAAGGGAAUUCGUGACAGCGAAAACAAAGUUGAGAAGAACAAGGAAGAUGACAAAUUUUACUUGAUAUCGGACGAGAGCUCAUUCGAAGAGGAUAAGAAUGUGGUGUCGCUGAAGAAUAAACCGACGGUUAACGGUAGCACAGAACGAGGUAAGAAACGGAGUAUCGUCUCUACCAAGAGCGAUGAGGAGAGCAUGCCGUCGAAAUUAAGCAAGCCAAAAUCCGUAACCGUGCAGAAGGUCGAGUCGGCGAAGGCGUUGUCCGAUUUGGAUCAGCCGUCUACUAGUUUCCAGAAAGGACGAAGUCGCAAGAGGAAAGUUAGCGGACAUGAAGAGCUAAGCUCAGAAUCCGAUCAGGGAAUCGUGAAAGGUAUGAUGUUAUUGCGCGGCAGAAGACAAGUUAAUCAUUUGCCGACUCUGUUGUCAACCUCAGAAGAAGAUGAUGCGAAUAAGGCACUCAAGAAACAGAAAAAAGGAGACAAGGAGACAAUUAAGGAGGCAACCAAGGAGACAACCAAGGAGGCAACCGAUGAAACAACAAUAAAGGCGCACCCUGAGUCUAACGACGAAUCGUCUACCGAGAGUGGCAGUAGAAACUUGAGGAGGAAGACAAAAGUCGCCAGCGUACUAGUUGCGCCGACAGCGAACACGAAAAAGACUGAAGCCGCCGAGGUCGGGCGAGAGUCGCGCAGCAAAAUGUCGUCCGUAUCGUUCAGCCAGGAAUCGACGCCGCCCGUGGAAUUCAAGAGCCCAAAGGAAAUGGCACCGCAAGAGUACACCUGCGACAAGUGCGAUAAGAAGUUCGACACGAAGCUGGCACAAGCGCAGCAUAAACUGACAACGCACAAUAAGCAGCUCGCGCUGACGUUAGAGAGAGUUACCUUCAGCUCCUUGAGUUGCGAGAAGAUAGAAUCGAGCGUUGAUUUGCUAGAGGAGGAUAAGACGACCUCCGAGGAAGCGACGGAAACGAAAUCCAGCAGCGGGGCCGCAGCUAAAGACGCGGGUGAUUCCCCCUCCGAGGAGGUCAACAUUUCUAUCGACGACGAUGACGAUGACGAUGACGACAUUUUUGAAUACAAACCCAAGAAAGACGACAAGGACGACGGUGAGAAGGAGCAACCUUUGGAUGCAGAAGCGAGCAAGUCGCAGCGAGAAGACGACGAAUCCAUGACGAAAAUCCCGACUGAGGCGAUUGCGAGUGAAUCUCAGCCAUGCGCAGACUUGACGACUGUGUCGGCGGUAACGAUAACCGAGGUGAAUGAGAAAGAGGACGAGGAUGUUAACACGAAAUUGAAGGAUCGUCAAGACGAGCACGCGAAUGAAGACGUUGCAGUUGAGAAUCACAAGAUGUUAGGCGGCGAGAAUGAAGACGGAGGCGCGACGGCGGAGAACGAAGACGCGACGGCGAAGAACGAAGACGCGACGGCGGAGAACGAAGACGCGACGGCGGAGAACGAAGACGCGGCGGUGGAGAACGAAGACGCGGCGGUGGAGAACGAAGACGCGGCGGUGGAGAAAGAAGACGCGACGGCGGAGAAAGAAGACACAGGGGAGAAGACGCCCGCUGCGGAAAGAAUGGGACCCGUUAUCGAGUCUGACGUCCUUGUCGAUGAAACAAUACCCAAUAACGAAAAGACCGACGAGCCGGUUGUUCCGUCGAUAACUGAGGAUAAUAAGGACGACACUAAUCAGGACACGGUCGAGCCUACCAACGAAGAUUACGAUGGGAGCUUCGAGGGCAAUUUACAAGACAGCUGCGAAGACAAUGGCGAGGACGGGGCAGAGAAGGAGGACGCGGAGGUGGGACUGUUGAACUGCGUGGAUAUAACGAACGAUUCCGAGGAAGAGGAGGAUCUAAAGGGAGAGGUUAAAAAGAAGAGGAAAAUCACGCCGGACACCACCGAUGAGAGGAUAGCAUUGGAUGACAAAGAGGACUUGUAUGACACCGCGAUCGAGUGUGCGGAAAAGCAUCGGCAGAACGCGAUCGAGGCCGAGGUCAUAGACAUUGACGAGUUGGACGAUAACAAUACCAUUAAGUCGACUCUUACGAAUUGUGAAGCGAUCCUUGAAGUGGAGAAUGAAGACGGGGAGGAGAACGACGUCGUCGUUACAGCUGACGGAGUAGACGACGCAGCUCUCGAAGUGAAACCGAAUAAGGCCACGACAGAGGAAACAUCGACGAUUGACCUGACGAUGGAUAACGGAGCACCGACGGUGGGCAAUUUCGAACCGGAGAUGAUAGAUGAAACGGCGGAGGCCGGCGAGAAACGCGAAGUGCAAGAAAACACGAGCAACGUGAGCACUUCGACGGACACCGUUACGAAGAUAAUGGAGGAGGUGUUCGAUCUCGCGGCCGCCGAGGUGCAGAAACGAAGGGACAGUAACGGCGCGAGCAAGAAUCUGGACGAGGAGAUCGAGAUGGAGACACUGGAGAACAUAUCGCGCGAGAUACGCAAUAGCGCCGAUAUGCCGUCUCUGGACCCGAUCAGCGCUAUAACGAUCAACGACGAGGAGACCGAUAUUACGGCUUUAGAUUAGUUUUUCCGCCCACGGCACUACGCGUUAUAAGAUUUCAUUGUAGAGAUUUUUUUUUUUUUCAAGCAAGUCCAUCCAGACACGCUCGUGGAUCACAGUUACGCUGGAACAUUGUAUAAUAAUACAAGAAAGUAAUUCGAAUAAAAAAGAAAAAAAAUUUGA